Molecule: messenger RNA, 5444 nt
Organism: Toxotes jaculatrix (banded archerfish)
Lineage: Eukaryota; Metazoa; Chordata; Actinopteri; Toxotidae
Product: spore wall protein 2
Exons: 5
Coding region: 1-3099 (1032 amino acids)
Source: RefSeq, a predicted model, not a curated record
AUGCUCCAGCAGAAUAAUAACAACAACUACCCCUGUCUGAACGUGUCGGGCUCCACCCGUGAGAUGCUUCACAAGUGCUCCAGAGCCUCUCUGCCCUUCCCCAGCCGACUGGAGCUGAGCCUGGGAGACCUGCCGCUGAUCCGGGGCCUCCGAGCCUGGGCCCUUUGCUCCAAAAACCGCUGCAAGGCUGGUGGACUUCUGGGAGGAGGACAGGCCCCCACAGCUCCACCUGCAGGCCGCGGGAGUUCAACUUCCUGCCCCAGGCCCGCAGAUGUGUACCUGAGCGGGGAGUGGGCACACAUGGGGUACGGGCUUCCCAUGGGGCUGGAUGCCAGACAGGCUGGGAUCGGAGCUUUGGUGACGGUGGCCACUCUGAAGACCUCAGAGGGAAGUGGGAAGACACAGACUCAGUGCCUCUUCCUCCGGACUGAGAAAGGCAGCUGUCUGUACUCGACAGCUAAGCCUGGUUCUGGGGCGGGUACUGGUGCGGCCUCCAGUGUGGUUGGAGGAUGGCUGAGAGGGAAGACAGGAGCGGGAGGCAGAGACACUCCAGUCGGGAGGAGGGAGAGUGGGCCAACUCUGCCGGCACAGACUGGAGCAAACCGGGUUAGAGUGCGAUCAGGCCGGAGAUGGAGGAAAUCCGGUAAUGCAGCAGGCCGUGAGAAAACAGGCGUGAGCAGAGAGAGGCAGCAGAGAGGCAGGGAGGAUCCUGCAGGAGAAAGACAGGAAGAGGGAGACAAAGGAAGCCUGGACAGUAAACAGUUUCCCAGCCUGCAGCAGGAUAGCAGGAGAGCCAGACAAGAGAAGGAGGGAGCGUGCAGAAGUCCCAGAUGCUGCCAUAAUGUUUCUCCUAAAACCUGUGCUCAGUGUGGAAGGAGAGCACCGAGAAGGGAGAGCCAGGAUGAAGGCGAGGGAGGUGAAAGUCCGAGAGGAGGCGUCCCAAACAGGCUGAAUGGUGAGGUGAAAGGAAUAAGGAAGGAGAGAGAAAAGAAUGAGGAGGAGGAGAGGGGAGGCCUCUGUGGGUUGGAGUCUUCUAUCCCUGUUCUGGCUGCACCAAACCCUGACCUAGAAUCUAACCGCUUUCAUCCACAACCCCCCGGUGGCUGUGAUGGUGAAGAGAUCAGAGAAGCCGACAGCAACGAGGAGCUGAGGACGCAAACCUCUCACAGGAAGGACGACCCUUCAGAGAAAGAGCUGGAUUCAAACUCUGAGAUUCUGAAAAUACAUCAUGAAAACAAUGAUUUCAUUCAGGUUCACACUGGACAGUCGACUGAUGACUUUGAAUCAACACAUGACAGAGAAGCAGCUGAACAUCCCUGUGAGGAAACAGUGGCUAAUGUAAACGGAUUCUCUGAUUAUGUGGAAGCAGAUGAAGAAUCAGAGAAAGAGAUGGAGAGAGUGGAUGCUGAGGAGGAGGAGGAGAGCGUCAAUCAGACUCCUUCUGAAUUCUCAGUUUUGUCCAACUGCUACGAGGACGUCUCUGUCUCCCCCCACCCUGCGUCCAUUAGCACUGCAGCCUCCCCUGGAUCCUCCUCUCCUGUAGAGGGCAGCAUCUGCACUGCUGACCAUGAGGCUUGUUGGAUUAAACAAGAGAACAGCCAAGUAGAGCACCUUGGACACCUUCACGUUGGGGAGACGGACCCUGAGACCGUGGGUAAAGAAGAACUGGAUGUUUGGAGAUUUGAGGCAAAGGAAGGAAACUGUUCAGCUGACGAGAACAACACUGUGAAACCUCAGCUUUUCUUUGAAAAAGAGGAAAAUAACAGCCAGCUGGAGGAGAGAGAGGCUUCAUCCUCAGCUCUCAGAAACAGAGAUCCUCUCGUCUUUGAGACAGAAAACAGCUGCGACUGUAGGACAACUGAGACUGAGCGGAGAGACGAGCUGGAGUCAGAGGAAGCGAAUGUAGAGGAGAGACUAAAUCCCAAGGAAGGAGUUGGAGCUGAGGAGACUUGGAGGAGGGAGUGCACCUGCAGUGAGCUGGACUUUGGCAGUGGGAAAGGUGGCGAGGACAAAGAACAUGUUGGUACCACACAGGAGGAGAUUUGCAAAGGAGUGAAGAGGAGCUGUGCACCAAAGGACAACAGGAGGUCACAGGACUCUGCAGACGGAUGGAGGGGACGGACGAGUAAGGAUGGAGACGCCUGCGGGGAAACAGGCAUCAACUCUGCUGAAGAAAAUGGAGAGACUGUUGCCUGUGUUGGUCCCUCCACCUCUUUUGCACUCUCCCUGGCUAAUCCUGACCCCUCACUGCCCCCCCUGGGAUCCAUGGAAACCGGCCUGCCCUGUGUGGAGGAGGAGGAGGGGGGGCUCAGAGCGACGGCAGGAGACGGAGGUCAGGAAGGGAAGAGCAGGCACAGGAGAGAGCUGGAGGAGCAGGGAGAGGAGGAGAGGGGCUCCACUGGGGCCACUGCAGAAAGGAGGAAGGAGGAGGAGGAGGAAGAUGAGUUUGGGGUGUUCAUGCAGGCGGAGGGAGAGCUGGCCUGGAGCGAGGGGUUCACCAUGUCUGCCUCAGUGCCUUGUGGGAGCAGAGAGAGUGUUGCUCUCGUAAACCACGCCAUCGCCGGGGAGGUGACCCAGUGGACGCCAGGCUGGACAGACAGCCCCUUCCACCAAUCAGCCGACACCUGGACAGCCUUUCCUCAGGAUUUGUCAGAUGAGGGUCGAGAUGUCGUGGGGCAGUGGUGGCCGGCCAGCGCUGUGGAGGAGAGGAGAGACAGGCUCUCAGCCAAUCAGAACCUGGCGGCCAUCUUUGCUGAAGCCUUCCCCUCGCUUCCUGGCUCUUCGUCCAGUGACCUCGAUGCUGUUCCGACUCUGGCCCAGCUCCUCCGGGGCAGAGCCAGCCAGGACCAGGGGCUGUUGGACAAUUUCCAUGACUUGAACAAAAUGAUUGGCCAGAGAUACAAGAGAGCCAACGGCGUGUCCCGUGACCUGCUGCUGAAGACGUUACACCUGGAGCAGCCACACACUGAAAGCAGACCUGCUCCCUGGACAGCCAAUCGGCGCCUCUCCCCCGGACUCCCCUCAGCCAAUCAGCACGCUCAGAGCGUUGCCGCCAAGCGACGACUGUCGUAUGACUACAACAGAAACAUCUUGGAGUAACUCUGCAGGUUCAGUUUUAGUUGGACCGUGAUUGAUCAGCGUUCCCCUGAAGAACAGCACCUGGACAGAUCAACAGCAGGUUUCUCUGAUCAAGAUUCACGACAUGUGUCAAAUACUGACUGACCUUUAGACUCUUUGCUCACUCCCUGGUUAUUCAAGCCUGAACCGCUGAGAAGACGCGCUCCAUGUUUCAGGCGUCGUCUCCUCCAGCUCCAGCUGAUGUAUACUGGUGGAGUGAUCUCAUUACAUAUGACGGUGGUAUGCUCCCAAAAAUCACGAGCACAAAGGAGAUCCGCUCUGCUCAGACACACACACACGUACUCGUACAUCGUUUCCCUCCAGACUGUGCUUUUCCCCUGAUUUUAUCUAUAUUUAUAACAUUAAUAUUGGCAGUGUGUAUAUAUCUGUAUGUGUAUUUAUCAUGUUAAUAUUCUUUCCCUAUGCUGUCAUUUUACCAAACACUAUUAAAAUAACUACAGCAUCUAAGUAGAAAAACAAAACAGUGUUUUAUCAAAUUCAUGUCGAUGGAAGAUUCAAGACAUUCAAGUCAAACCAAGUCCGUUUUUUUUAUUUAGCACCAAAUCACAGCAGACGUUUUCUCAGGGCACUUUUCAUAUAGAACAGGUUUACAUGGUUCGUCCAGCAGGUGUUGUUGUACCUAGCUGUCAAAGAUGGUGGACUCGCUCCAUCAGUUAUCUGUAGGGAAACAACGGCUGAGUCCGGCCACUCACUGCCAAAAAGAAAAUCCACUCCCACGCCAGCGAGCAGGAGAUCAGUGACAGCAGUCGUGUGCUGGGGAUAGAACUGGAAUCUGCACGAACCCUGAGCAGAGUUUCCUCCUCGCAGGCGACAGUGUUCCUCACAUGAGCAGAAAGAUUGUACCUGCGAGUGCUUUCGCGAAAGUAAAACAUCUGCAUGCAUGGAUCUCAUUUGUGCUGGUUGAUUUUGGCAGUGUAAUGCCGUCAUACUACACACACGCUACCUUGUUCACCACCAAACUCCCAUUUAGAUUUUUCCUUCCUGACCCGGACUGAGACAUCUCCGAGGCAGAGCUGCUGCUUUGGCAGAAACGGUUUUUGGAUGGUUAGCAUACUUGCUAACUAGCUCAUCUGUAUUGAUACAAGCAAUGGUGGCUCGGAUCCCGUAAGGUUUUGCCUUUUGCAUAAGAUGAAACAGUCUUCGUAUCCAGAGUAUUGUCUCUUUGGCUUCACCAAAGAGUUGUUCAACUCAACCAGUGAGAUAUUUUCUUCCUCUACAGCAGCUCUGAGAGUUUGCAGAACGGAUGUUGUGUUCAUGUCAUGUGGAAAAACAACAGAGCAGUAAGAGAAAAAAAAGAUUUCUGUUUGGAUUUGAAAGUCAUGCAGAGUAUCAGACCGUUUGAGGCGGCACUUGCCAAGGUCACUGAUCAGUUAUUCAGCACUGAGAUGCAGUUUUAAUCAUUUAUAUGCCACAUAAGCAUUGAAUCAUUAUGAAGGAGGCAUUUGUGUUUGCUUUUCAAGCAAAUCUGUAAUCUGUCUUCAGUGCUAACAUGAUGGCAGAUGAUGCUUCAUAUGAUGUGAACAUGAUAUAAAGAUGCGGUGACAUAAUGCUCCUUUUCUGCUGUGACUCCAUUAACGUGGCCUGACGCUUAUAACUGCUGGAAAUCUUAACGUCACAUUCAUGCAAAUUUUUAAGCUUUUAAUUUUUCCACCUUUAAUUUUUAUGAAUAACAGGAGUAGUAGAAAAAUAUGCCAUCCCACUGAAGAUGCAAAGCAUUAUUUUUCCACGUGUUACAGAUAUAAAGUUACAGAAGAAGGGUCCAGAUGUGAUGGCUUUUACAUUUUACUUUUACAUUUUGCAGAUUGAUGCAUGUGUUUUCAUUGUGUAAUAGCUAAAGAGAAAAAAAAGCCAACAACAGGAAUGAAGUUCAAAAAUCGUUUUGGUUCCUCAGAGAAACAAACUCGUCUUCCAGUUCGUGCCAACAGGAGCACCAGUGAAAGUCACUACGCUCACGUGAAUGCAACAGUAUUCUGCAGCUGAGUCCACUUCAUGGGCAAAACUUAAAUCUCGAUGCCAAUCAAAAACAAUAUUUCUGAGAACACUGUCCACAUCAGUGAUGCUCUGUACGUUUUUCAUUUCGACAUAUCGUUACAGAUUAUCACCUCAGAAAGUUUAUUUGGCGUUGCGUUGUAUAUUUCACUGGUCACCUCAGCCAUCUGUGAUGAAAUUCAGAAACGGAUCGUGUGUGUGUCUCUGCCAUUUGUAUAAACUACAAAUUCCUAAGAAAAGAAAAAGAUGAAUAUUUUCUGAUCUGUUAAAAUGAGGAAGAAGGAGAUGUCGCCUUGCUAACUGAUGUAAUAAAAUGA